Messenger RNA from Diachasma alloeum, 5364 nucleotides. RefSeq names its product adenylate cyclase type 9 (gene Ac13E). NCBI's taxonomy places the organism in Eukaryota, Metazoa, Arthropoda, Insecta, Hymenoptera, Braconidae. The transcript is spliced from 4 exons. Gene Ontology annotation, biological process: adenylate cyclase-activating G protein-coupled receptor signaling pathway; intracellular signal transduction; cyclic nucleotide biosynthetic process. The record is from RefSeq and is a predicted model, not a curated record. Gene Ontology annotation, molecular function: adenylate cyclase activity. Bases 586 to 4617 code for a protein of 1343 amino acids.
UCGAUUAGUGGUGGGGUGUUUGACGUGCGGGAACCAUAUCAUCAGUAUAUAUAUAUGCACAUAGUCAGUGUCGAUGAGAUACUGCGUUAGUGUAACACCUUGUCUAUCUAUUCAGAAAGGAUAAAAAUAUUGUUUCGCCAUUUUAAAAACCAAAAUUUGACUAUUGCUCUUUCGGUGGAAAAAUAUCAAUCACUCGGCGCAGUACAAUUACGAUGAUGUUUAUGAAACGUUACGUGUAACUGAGAUAUGUUGAAUAUAUUGCCGACAAUAAUAACUACACAAUUAUUAAACUUUAAAUAAGCGAUACUUUAUUGUACAUUAUUUAUUUAUGUACCUUUGUGAAUGUUUUCAUGAUUAAUGGGGUUGAUUAAUCAACUACGAUAACAAGACAGGAUAUGGUAUGAUAUUAUCUUGCUGCUGUAAACGACAGUUCACUUGUUGGAUUUAUGAUUUGGUGGAGAUAUUCUGCACAUGAAAUUUGAAAUUUCCAGUCUGGGCUUUGGAAAACGAUAUUAAUUAAUAAAGUGAGGAUUAUGAGAAAAAUUGAGAGCUCCGUGCAAUCGUUGAAAUUGUCAGUGGGUCAGUAUGAUACAAGAAGUAGAGAAGGAACGGAAUUCAUCAGUGUGCUUUAUACCUGGACAUCAAGAUGAUAAUGAAGAUGGCAAUGAUAAUGAAAGAGAUGAGAUACAUAUGUCACUGGCGCCAUACAUACAGACUUAUCUGGCUCACAGUGGACAGGGGGUUGGAUGCUGUGGAAUUGGCCUGCCAGUGCCAUUUGAAAGAGCUGCGCCAAGAUCAUGGUGGAAUCCAAAGUUCGAUUCAGAAAUACUUGAAGAGCAGUAUAAAACUAGUGCUUUUCUUCAGCUCAAAUUGAGAUUCAGAUAUGCACUUUUAUACGUCCUCCUAAUCUGUCUCAGUUGGCUAAUCUACUUCAUGACUUUGGGAAUAAAAACUUCAACAUCUCUAUGGCCGACAAUUGUAAGCAUAUUCACCACAAUCUUCGUCCUUAUGUUCUGUGUUUUCUAUUGGACAUCAAGAGACUACUACAGGCGUUACAUCUUCCCUACAUCUCUGGUAGUUUCCACCAUUCUCUGCGCCUCGUCUCUACUUCUUCUAGUCCUCUUGCCACCGUAUGGAGCCACGGAAAACGAGGGAUUGAGCCUCGUGGGUCACUUUUCCCUCUGCUCAGAAAUCCAACUGCUCAUCUACACCGUCAUUCCGAUGCCUCUGUACGCUUGCUUCGGAGUCUGCACCACUUAUUCUAUCAUCUUUGAAUUUUUAACCGCAUAUCUUUAUCACCAGCAUCAGAAAUCCACCAACAAUGAUCCAAUCGAGUUCAACUCAACGCUCCUGGCAAUCAGAAUUCUAACACAAUUAUGCAUUCACAUUAUUGGAGUUCACAUUCUAAUAAUGACAUUUGUAAGAAUGAGAGGAACAUUCAUGAAAGUAGGACAAUCUCUCCUUGUCCGUCGUCAACUAGAAAUGGAGAAGCAACUAAAAGAAAAGAUGAUCCACUCAGUUAUGCCACCAAAAGUCGCAGAUUGGUUGAUGGAAGAGAGCGAGCGAGAACGAGAGCGAGAAAAUUCAAUAAAAAAAGGUUCUAUUCCUUCCAAUAACGCAGACCUCAGGUCUCUCUUUCGUCCAUUCAAUAUGCACUCCAUGGAGGAUGUCUCUAUUCUUUUUGCUGAUAUCGUUGGCUUCACUAGAAUGAGCUCAAACAAAACAGCCGAAGAAUUAGUGGGGAUUCUCAACGAUUUAUUCGAGAGAUUUGAUGAAUUAUGUCAACAGAAUGGUUGUGAGAAGAUUUCUACUCUCGGGGACUGUUACUAUUGCGUUAGUGGGUGUCCAAAGCCGAGAUUGGACCAUGCCAAGUGUUGUGUAGACAUGGGUUUGGCGAUGAUCGAGGCUAUAAAUCAAUUUGAUAUAGAGAGAAGAGAGGGAGUUAACAUGAGAGUAGGAGUGCACACUGGAACGGUUCUCUGUGGAAUCGUAGGUACCAAAAGGUUCAAAUUUGAUGUAUGGUCUAAUGAUGUUACUCUUGCCAAUAAGUUAGAAAGCACAGGAAUAGCUGGGAGGGUUCAUCUCAGCGAAAAAACAUUGAGUUUUCUCGGUGAUCAGUACCUAACGGAGGAAGGCGAGACUGUCAAGGGUGUUAAGACAUUUUUUAUAAAGGGUCGAAAGUCAGAUAUCAUAAAUAACUUCAUGAAUAAUAUAGGCCCAAUAUCAACGAGCAUAUCACCAAUUUUACAUGCACGUCAACGAGUUUCAUCUUGCAAUGAUCAAUCAAAACCUAGACAGCAUUAUUUACACAUGCUUACUAAUGCUAAUAAUUAUCGGAUUAAGGCCAAUUCAUUGCCAAGUAUUCUGGAUUGUGAGGCUGAUGAAUUCAAUGAGGAUGUCGAAGGUAGAGAAUUUGAGAAGGACGUUAGUCAGAGUCCUUCGAGCACUGCUAGUUGUGGUAAAAAAAAAAAGAGUAAACCGUGGAAAUAUCUGCAGAGGCAGAGGACCACCGAAGAAAUGACUCCCCUUAAGAGUGAGGUAAACAAAACAAUUCAAACCCAGAAGAAUAAAUCGCAAGUUAUCAACAUGGAGGACGAAAAUAAUGUGAAGAAUGGAGCCCCUGUGAAUAAUUUGGUGGAGAUGAAUCCUAAUCCUCGAUCCAUUAGUCCUCUGUCGAAUCAUGAACAAGCACCAUUGAGUCAUGCGUCUUCAGUUUGCAGCAGAAAGGACUCUGGAAUCAGGAGCAAUAGUAGACGCAGCAGCAUUCAACAACAGCUGUUCUUAAUGAAUGGAUUGGCCCAGGGUGAUUUGCUAGGGCAGAGAGUCAGCGGAUAUUAUACGUCAAGUUCUACGCUUAAUUCUAGGGAAGAUCCCUCAUCCUCUGGGGCUCCCUCUUAUCCUCCUUAUCCGUUCCCUCCUGCUGUCACUGAUACCUUCGGGGCAUGCUUUCAUAAGUUGCGGAAGCAGUCUGAUCUUCAGUUAAUUCGAUGUGUUCAGGAUAACGUGUCCUCUCAACGCUCCUACUUUGUAAAGCCUCCCCUCUCCCGCGUAACACUCUUCUUCAAGAACAAAGAAAUGGAGGAGGAAUACCGUGAGAACGCCCACAAGACGAGUGAAAGUGUAGGGGAUAAUCCACCCACCCUAGCUACCUCACGUUUCAACACCUACUUUGACAUCCUCGUCUCAGCCCUCGUCUACACUGCAAUCACAGCCUCUCUCUUAAUCCUCUGCAAGCCAACCAUUUACUUCGUGAUAUUCUGCGCAAUAGCCACAGUAAUUCAGGUAUUCGUCGUAACUCGCUGUAUACGUCAAUUAGUAAAUCCGAAUUCAGCAUACGCUAUUGCGACACAGAAAAUCUUCAAAUUCUUUACAAAAUGGUAUCCCUGGCACUGCUGUGGAGCUCUUCUGGUAAGCCUUCCCAUCAUAUCAAUCUUCAUGAAUCUCAACUGCAGAAAUGGCUUUGAAUCGAGUCUGACGAAUCACAUCGAUUAUUACUACUGUUAUUUAAUUUUCGUGGGUUUUGUACAUUUUUGCAAUUUUACGCAGUUAAAUUGUUGGAUGAAAAACUUUCUCGUGACAUUUACAGCAGUACUUUUUGUAAUUUUUAUGGUCAGUAAUGUUGGAUCAACUGAUAUUGAUACAAUGAAACCACAAAAUGCCUUAAACAGCUCAGAUAUAUUAGAACCAAUGGAUUUAACGUUGAAAUUCCCUGAAACAUUGAAUAAUAGUUUUAUCAAUGUAAGUAGAACAAUUAUUUCCACCAAUUCGAUCGAUAAGAAACAUAAAUUACAGUACAACGAUGGUUUUUAUGAUAAAGAGAUAUUUCUUGAUAUUAUACUACUUUUGAUACUCGUGUGGUUUUUAAAUCGUGAAUUUGAGAUUAGCUAUCGUUUGAGUUUUCAUGGUAAUGCAGUUGCUGCUAGGGAUAAAUCACGUGUACAGUCAAUGAAAAAUCAAGCUGAUUGGUUGUUACAUAAUAUUAUUCCCAAAUAUGUUGCGGAUCAGUUGAAAACAACAGCCAAAUAUUCGCAGAAUCAUAAAGCAGUGGGAAUUAUAUUUGCUAGCAUUGUUAAUUUUAAUGAGCUUUAUGAUGAGUCUUAUCUGGGGGGUAAGGAGUACUUGAGAGUUUUGAAUGAAUUGAUUGGAGAUUUUGAUGAGUUGCUAGAGAAAAAUGAGUUCUCAAAUGUCGAGAAGAUAAAAACAAUUGGGAGUACAUUCAUGGCGGCUAGUGGGCUUAAUCCACAAGUGAGGAAUCAGAGUAGUCACACUUUUCAACAUUUAUUUCAACUCCUAGAUUUUGCUGUCGCAAUGCACAAAGUUAUUUAUGAUUUUAAUAGAGAUCUGUUGGGGUUCAGAUUGAUACUUAGAGUGGGAUUCAAUUUUGGAGAUGUCACUGCCGGGGUCAUUGGAGCAACUAAGCUUUAUUAUGAUAUUUGGGGUGAUGCUGUUAAUAUUGCGUCUAGGAUGGAUUCUACGGGUGUUGCUGGCAGAAUUCAACUGACCAGUAAUUGUCUCGAGGCAUUGGAGGAGAGAUAUGAGUUUGAACCCAGGGGACAGGUUUAUGUUAAGGGGAAAGAUAAUAUGGACGUUUAUCUUUUGAUUGGCAAAAAGGAGUGAGAAUAUUUAUUUUUCAUUUUAAGAAUCAAUGAGUCAAUAAUUUUAGUGAGCAGGUGGAAUGAGGAGUGAGUGUACUUAGUCAAUUUUUCAUUCUUACAGGGAAUACUUGGGAGAGAGUUGGAAAAAUUUGUCAUUUUUUUGAAUCAAAACUGGGCCUAAUUUUAUAGAUCGAAAGCCUGAUUAAUUGUAAUAUAGAAUUUUUGUGCAUUUGAUUUUGUACCUUUAACAUUUGGAUGGGGGGAUCGGUGUUCAGCCGAUCAUGUAAAUCAUUUAAUUGAUGAGCUGGUCACCUAAAAACCAAAAGGACGGUUUUCCCAAUGGGUUUUGCCUUGAUAUACUCUGUCCCUGUUGAUGUUUUUAGGGUUUUUAUGGACCUCCAGACAAUUUCGAUAUUUCUUCGAUAUUUCAUCUCUGAAACUUACUGUGUGGUUCAGGUAUGUGGAUGAUACCUUUGUCCUCUGGCCACAUGGAAAGACGGUUGCCGAGUACAAAGGAUCCGAGACUACUCCUGAGCACAAUAAUGUACAUUGAAGAAACUGGGAGGAAGACGAGUACACGUAGAACACUGAGAAAAAAAAUUAAUUUUGCCAAAUAUCCAUUUACUUGAGAGAAGUAUUCAUUUUUUCAAUACCGUAUUUCUCCGGUCAAGAGGUUCUCAGGCAAUUCUCUUUUUGUUUCAAUUAUAACAAUUAUAUUAUUCUAGAAGAUAAUCAUGUUACUUAUGACCUUGAGUGAACUCCCUCAAUA